ACACCAUCCUGGCAGUGCUCUCCAGUCAUCUGCGGAGUCCCGGUGACCGGACUCCACGACCGUUGAUCCCAGGAGCCGCGUGAAGCCCCGAGCGCAGCCAUGGAGUCUGUAUCCUUCGAGGAUGUGGCUGUGAACUUCACCCCAGAGGAGUGGGCUCUACUGAAUUUUUCCCAAAAGAGGCUGCACAGAGAUGUGAUGCAAGAAACCUUCAGGAACCUGGCUGCCAUAGCAAAAAAGCAAGAAGACCAAACCCUUGAAGAUGACUAUGAGUAUUUAAGGAAAAUUCUUCCCAUUGCAGUUCAGACUGGAUACAAACUAUGUGAGAAUCAAGAAUAUGCAGAAAAAACAGGCACAAAUAAGGAAUGUGGGAAAGUGUUUAGUUCUUCCCAGUGCUUUCUGGAACAUGUAACGACUCAAAUGGAAGAGAAAACUUAUGAAUGUAAGCAAACUAAGGAAGGUUUUAGUAGACACAGUUAUAUUCAGGUCCCUGAAAGAAUGCAUGCUACAGAAAAACCUUGUGUUUUAAAGCAGAGUGGGAAAGACUUUUUGACUCUUGCUGGUAUUCAGCAGCACUUAACACAUAAUGGACAUGGACCAUAUAUGUGUAAAAUAUGUGGUAAAGCCUUUCAUUCUUCCAGUUCUUUCUUAACACAUGAAAGGACACAUACUGGAGAACAGCUUUAUACAUGUAAGCAAUGUGGAAAAACCUUCACUUAUUCCAGUGGCCUUCGCCGCCAUGAACGGACCCAUAGUGGAGAGAAACCCUAUAAAUGCAAGCAAUUUCUGAAAGUCUUUCCUUCUUUGAGUAAGGUUGAAAGUCAUGAACAAACUCACAAUGGAAUAAAAUACAUAUGUAAUCAAUGUGGAAUAGCCUUCAGCGACCACAGUUCUCUUCAAUGCCAUGAAAAGAUUCACAAUUUAGAAAAACCCUAUAUAUACAAGCAAUGUGGAAAAGCAUUCUCUUGUUCUAGUGCCUUGCGAAGACAUGAGCGAAUUCAUACUGGAGUGAAACCGUAUGAAUGUAAGGUAUGUGGGAAAGCUUUCAUUGAUUGCAGUUCUCUUCAGUGUCAUGAAAGGAUUCAUAGUGGAGAGAAACCUUAUGUAUGUAAGCUGUGUGGGAAAGCAUUCAGUCGUCAAGGUUCUCUUAAAUGCCAUGAAAGGAUUCAUAGUGGAGAGAAGCCCUAUGCAUGCAAGCAAUGUGGAAAAAACUUCAUGCAUCACAAUGCUCUUAGAUACCAUGAACAGAUUCACACUGGAGAGAAAUCCUAUGGGUGUAAGCAAUGUGGGAAAGCCUUUGUGUUGAGCAGUGCAUUGAAAAAACAUGAACGAAUUCACAGUGGAUUGAAACCUUGUUUGUGUAGGGUGUGUGGAAAAGCCUUCACAUUUCAUAGUUCCCUUCAUUGCCAUGAAAGGACUCACACCGGAGAGAAACCCUAUGUAUGUAAACAGUGUGGGAAAGCCUUUAUGUAUCACAGUUCUCUUCGUUGCCAUGAAAAUAUUCACAGUGCAGAGAAACCCUAUGUAUGUAAGUUAUGUGGGACAGCCUUCACUUUUCACAGUUCUCUUCAACGCCAUGAACGAAUCCACAGGGGAGAGAAACCAUAUGUAUGUAAGUUCUGUGGGAAAGCCUUCACUGAUCACAGUUCCCUUCGUUGCCAUGAAAGAAUUCACACUGGAGAAAAACCCUAUGUAUGUAAACAAUGUGGGAAAUCCUACAGUGCUCAUGGUUCUCUUCGAUACCAUGAAAGAAUGCACUGUGUGUAAAUACAUUGGAAGACCUCCUCUUUGAAUACAUUUUAAUCUUAUUAACUAAAAACAAAAUCAACAACAACAGCAAAAUAUGUAACCAUUGUGAAUAAGCCUUAACAUGUUCUGGUUCCCUUCAAAAGAACACUAAUGGAGACACACUGGAGAGUAUCUCUAAAUAUAAAAUAAAGGAAAGCUCCAUUAUUAUAAGCUCUUUGUAGCAAACAUGAUGGCAUAAUGAAUUAACCUGUAUCAAUGUAAAGCAUGCGGGAUUAUCUCUACUUGUCUCUCUUCAGUUCUUAAAAAAAAAAAAAAAACACUAAAAUGGAUGGGGAGAUGGGUCAAUCUGUAUAGUGCCUGACACAAAAGCAUGAGAUCCUGAGUUUAAAUCCUCUGCAUCCAUAUACAUUACAGGCAUGGUGACACAUGCCUCUAAAUAAUCCCAGUGCUGGGGAGACAGAGACAACAGAUCUCAGAGCUUGCUCAUUAGCUAGUCUACUCAAGUUCAGUGAGAGAUCUUUCAAAAAUUAAAGUAGAGAAUGGUUAAGGAAGACAUCCAACAUUAACAUCAACCUCUGGCCUAUACAUGCAAGUGUAAAGUGCAGCCACAUACAUAUGAACACUCAUCUUCACAUGCAUGCACACUACAUACAAAAAAGAACACACAAUAUCAAGAACCUUGAUUAGAAGAAAUUAUAAGUCUUCACUUGACCAGCAUAUAUACAGUCAAAACCUUGUAAAUAUAAGUAAAAUUGUCAUUUGUUGCAUGUGUCAAAGGAUGAUGUAGUAGGAUUCUGUUAACACAACUAAUGUGAAGAGCCUGGCAUAAAAUAAUUUAUGGAAUGCUUUAGAAAUUGCACAAUUCAGAGGAGGUGUUCUAAUGUAUAUAAAUGUUUGUCAGUGGCACAUUCUUAGGUAGAUCCAAACUGUGUGCUUCUAAUUUUAUUCUUAAAAAUAAAUGUUUCAGUGAAAU
Messenger RNA from Phodopus roborovskii (desert hamster), 2719 nucleotides. RefSeq names its product zinc finger protein 709. Gene Ontology annotation, biological process: regulation of cytokine production; negative regulation of transcription by RNA polymerase II; regulation of immune system process. The record is from RefSeq and is a predicted model, not a curated record. The transcript is spliced from 3 exons. Lineage: Eukaryota; Metazoa; Chordata; Mammalia; Rodentia; Cricetidae. The coding region runs from base 100 to 1764 and encodes 554 amino acids.